CUCCGCCAGGAGGCUUCGAUCUGUCCAUGUUUCUGUUAACAAGAUGGCGGCUCCCACAAUCGACAGUCGGCAUGAAGGCGGGUCUCAACGCAUUCUCUGAUUUUCGCUUUUAACGGAUUCGUCAAAAAUGGAAGCAACUAGCACGGGACGCCUUCGCAAAUUGGCCGCGAAGUUUUCGAACCUCUCGCGUCCCGAUGGUUCAGCAAUAUUGGCACAAGGAGAUACUGUCGUUCAAGCAGGUGUCUACGGGCCAGUUGAAGUAAAACAAAUGCGCGAGCACCCUGAGAAGGCCACAGUAGAAGUAUUUUUUCGAUCUAAAGCGGGGCAGCAAAGUUGCUCAGAUCGUAUGUCUGAAAAGGUUAUUCGAAGCACGCUGGAGACUGCUAUGUUGACAGCCCUACAUCCGCGCUCCUGCAUAUCAUUAACAUGUCAAGAAUUUCACAACAACGGUGGUGUGCUGGCCUGUGCAAUAAAUGCUGCCUGCCUAGCAGCCAUCGAUGCCGCAGUCAGCAUGAAGUGCCACAUAGCAGCAGUGACGGCAGCAAUCACCAACACGGGGAUUAUUGUACUGGACCCCGACAGGCAGCAGGAGCAGGAAGCAAGGGCAGUGUGCACAUUCUCAUUCGAGAGCCAAGAGUCCAAACUGGUCUCGACCUACACCAGUGGCCAGUUUUCCAAGGAGGAGUUCCAGAGGUGCCUGGCUCUGUGCCAAGCAGCAGCAGGCGACAUCUUUGCCUUCUACCAGGAUGCACUGCAGAAACGCUACUGCCAGUCAUUCGCAACCGAUGGUGGCAGCGAUGCCGAUUAAAGUGCCACGGUCUGCCUUCAGACCUUCUUGUAGUCACUUCGUGCAAAGAGGUGCCUCCAGCUCAGACAUCUCUGUUGUGGAAAGCUGCACUCGCACAUCAAGUGACGCGAGAUCACCUCUGCUGAAUGAGAUGGUAAGGAUUGAUGCAGCUAAAUAUUAAGAAAAUAAAGGUGCAAGGCACCACACCAAAUCA
This is a messenger RNA of Dermacentor andersoni, 1001 nucleotides long. It is a transcript of the gene Rrp46, whose product is annotated as exosome complex component Rrp46. Gene Ontology annotation, molecular function: RNA binding. NCBI's taxonomy places the organism in Eukaryota, Metazoa, Arthropoda, Arachnida, Ixodida, Ixodidae. Gene Ontology annotation, cellular component: cytoplasmic exosome (RNase complex); nuclear exosome (RNase complex); nucleolus. Gene Ontology annotation, biological process: rRNA catabolic process; U4 snRNA 3'-end processing; nuclear mRNA surveillance. The record is from RefSeq and is a predicted model, not a curated record.